Messenger RNA from Schistosoma turkestanicum, 663 nucleotides. NCBI's taxonomy places the organism in Eukaryota, Metazoa, Platyhelminthes, Trematoda, Strigeidida, Schistosomatidae. The record is from the annotation of a GenBank genome assembly.
AUGGGAUUAGUUGAAUCGAAAGUUUCUACGUUUGUUUCCUCGAAUUGUACACCUGAAUACAAUAAAUCCGUAGGCGAAGAAUCCCGAGAACUAUUUCUCAAAAAUAGUGAAAUCUGUAAACAAGAAUUAGUCAGCAGAAAAUGCAAUCACAUAUCGAUUGACAAUCAGGGUAAUAAUUCAUUGAAGAAGCAGAUUAUUUUAUGGAAAACUGUCAAUGCUACUAACAAACCAAAUAAAACGUACUAUUUAGUUGAUGAUUCUUUUGACUGUAAACAAGAAUCAUUGCCAUCGUCAUCAUUGACGAACGAUUUGCAAGUUUUUGAUGACACCAGUCAUAGUAAUCAAAUCAAAAAGCAAGUACCUGUUAGUCAAUUGAUCAGGCAGCCGCUAUUGUCUAAAAUUUCACCCAGUACUACUAACAUAUAUAAUAUGGAUUUAAACAAUGGCAAGUGUCAAGUUCUAACAACAAAGUUGACAAAAUCUCUCCACUAUCAACAGACAUUUACAACAAACAGCAUGUAUCCGGAAGCUACCGAUGAAUGGUCAGAUAUGCUCGAAAAGCAUUCACAUCCAUGUCUUACGAAUCGUAUAUGUGUACCACAGUCAAGCAUCGUUUCUUCAGAGAAAACAGGUCUUCUACAAAAAGAUAUGAUUGAAUUUUGA